This is a messenger RNA of Coccomyxa subellipsoidea C-169, 1761 nucleotides long. RefSeq lists its product as hypothetical. The coding region runs from base 272 to 1435 and encodes 387 amino acids. The record is from RefSeq and is a predicted model, not a curated record. Lineage: Eukaryota; Viridiplantae; Chlorophyta; Trebouxiophyceae; Coccomyxaceae. The transcript is spliced from 6 exons.
AACUGAUUGCGCUGCAGAUCUUUCUUCGGCAUGUCCAUCAAGGCAGCUAAAACAUGGAGAUAACUUGUUAAAUGAAGGAGUUGACCAGCUUUUUCAAAUAAUAAGUUGUUAAGCAUACAAUCUGAACAGCUCUCUGAUCCUCCAGAGCUUCGAUUCGUGGAGGGGCUUUAAUUCCGGAACCUUGGAACUUUGUCAGGAUCCUUGGCUGAGAGUGAGGAGCCAGGCUCUUCGUGGAUCGAUAGAAUCUGCAGGAUUGUUGUGUACGAUUUUGAUGACAAGAAAGAUAUGGAUCUUAAUAGCAGCGGCUGCAGUGCUUGCGACAGCGCAAGGCGAAGAAGGGCUUCACUUGGGCAGUGGGGCCGUUAGGCACAGCCACGAUAAGUUUCCACCGCUGUUGGACAUGGCGAUCCAUCUAAGGGGUGACAUCAGGAAUAAAAGCUGUGCUCCUUGCAAUCCCAGUCACCCUUUAGGUCCCCAAUGCUGCGGCAUGUGCGGCUUUUGGGAAAAUCUCAGGUACAAAAAUGUGGAGCGACAGCCGUGGGUGGCCCCAUGCAAUGUGAGGGAAGUGGGCAACCUGAUGUCAGACCUCAAAAGCAGGGGCAUGGAUCUGGCAGCAUUUGAGGCAAAGGAGCUGUUUGAGGUCAUCAAGGGACGUACAUUAUGGCUGAUUGGGGAUUCCCAGACAGAGAGAUGGUAUGACUCAGUUGAAUGCUUCCUGGCCGAGUUCCUGGUGGAGGAGGCUCGCGCUGCACCCUUGCAGGACACAUCUUCCAACCUGUGGCUGAUGAACCUCGAUGAGCGGCUGCAGCACCGGGGCAGCUUCUGGGCUCCACCCAAGCCUGCCAUCUGCGCACACUACCAGGACAACACAAGGGUGUGCAACAUCAGGAUAAACAAGGCGGAUGAGCUGGCAUACCCAGCGCUGCGGGUGCUGCACGGCAAAGUGCAGAACCUGCACAGGGACAUUGCCGUGGUCAACGCAGGCCUGCACUAUGGCAUCGGUGGCACCCAGAAGUACACCGAGGACCUGCAGUUCUUCCUGGACUUUGUUGCACAGCAUCAGGAUGACCUCCCGCUGCUGAUAUGGAAGGACACACCCCCACAGCACUUCACAUUUGAGAAGGGUUACUUCUGGUGGGCGGAUGGGUCGAUGAAGGGCACAACGGCAGGAGAGAGGCAUGAGAGGUGCAGGCCACUGUCUGAGGAGGAGCUGGCAAGUGAUGAGAUCAAGGCUGGAGGCUGGUACAACUCUGUGGCCACGCCGUUGAUAUCCGCUGCCGGCAUCCCCAUAUUUGAUGCCUACCAUGAGACGGUGCCCCUGUGGCAGUUCCACAUGUGGGACAAGGACUGCACCCACUUCUGCCACCCUGGCCCCUACGAGCUCUGGACAUUCCUGCUGACAGACAUGCUCCGGAAGAGCGCUGUCCGGGAAUAAGCAGAUUAUGAAACUGUAGAUCUAGAUAGUGUAUUAAUAAUAGGCAGUGAUACCUUUGUUGCUUGCUGCGUUUGCUUUAUCAAUCUUGACGCUUUUUAGAUCUCCACCGUGCAGAUCUCUACCGUGUCAUAAAUGGAAGUACAAACAUCGCUUGGCGCCACAUUUAUGGGAUUUAAUACGGGGUCAGAAGGGGGAGACCGUUGCGAGGGGUUUGUGAAGUGCGCAUAGAUCUGAAUCAUGCAUGUGCAGAUGAGCUUAUUGAUGAUGAGAACGAAGUCAAGCAUUAGCUGAACUAUAGUGCUGGCGCCUUCAAAGGGUUCAGACUG